AUGUAUGAUGUGGAACACCCAGCGUACAAAGAACUCGGCAAAAUCGGGCGAGAGAUCACGACCAAAGUCAAACCGAGUGCCGUCGUAGUGUUUUCCGCGCAUUGGCAAGGGGGUCGAGACACGAUCUAUGUAAACACGGCCGAGCAUACAGAACUGAUCUAUGACUUCUACGGCUUCCCGAGUCAUUACUACGAGGAAAAAUACCCGAAUGUGGGCAGUAAGACGGUGGCGCAGAAAGUGCUCGAUGCAUUGAAGAAUGCUGGAAUUGACGCCAAGGGCGUACAGCGUGGUCUUGACCAUGGUGUCUGGGCGAGUUUCAAGUGUGGGCGGAUAGCAUUCGAACCGGAGUCGAAUCCGUUGAACGUCCCCAUUGUGCAGGUCUCUCUGUUUGACUCCGAGGAUCCAAGCCAGCACUACCGACUCGGCCAAGCCGUUUCGCGCCUGCGAGAGCAGAAUAUCCUCAUCAUCGUGUCUGGAAUGGCGGUGCACAAUCUCCGUGAUUUACGAUUCGCGUUUGGGAAUUCGCGUCCCUUGCCAUACGCUGUUAGCUUUGACGAGGCUCUGAAGGACGCUGCGACCAAGUCAUCUGCGGAGCGGGAAAAGGCUCUCGUCGACCUUCUCAAGCGGCCGGAUGCCCGUCAGGCUCAUCCGACGUUUGAUCAUUUGCUGCCCAUUCAUGUUGGCGCGGGUGCGGCGGGCGAGGAUCGGGGUAAGAGACUCUGGACAAUGCCGGAGGGUAGCAUGAGCUGGGCACAAUACCGUUUCGGAGAGGUGGACACUGCCGGUGGAAGCUCAUUGUAG
Molecule: messenger RNA, 801 nt
Organism: Penicillium diatomitis
Lineage: Eukaryota; Fungi; Ascomycota; Eurotiomycetes; Eurotiales; Aspergillaceae
Product: DODA-type extradiol aromatic ring-opening family dioxygenase
Exons: 3
Coding region: 1-801 (266 amino acids)
Molecular function (GO): ferrous iron binding; zinc ion binding; oxidoreductase activity, acting on single donors with incorporation of molecular oxygen
Source: RefSeq, a predicted model, not a curated record